Messenger RNA from Oryzias melastigma (Indian medaka), 2359 nucleotides. RefSeq names its product chromobox homolog 7a (gene cbx7a). The transcript has 6 exons. The record is from RefSeq and is a predicted model, not a curated record. Bases 331 to 1389 code for a protein of 352 amino acids. Gene Ontology annotation, biological process: negative regulation of transcription by RNA polymerase II. Gene Ontology annotation, cellular component: PRC1 complex. Lineage: Eukaryota; Metazoa; Chordata; Actinopteri; Beloniformes; Adrianichthyidae.
GCGUUCGCUGCAUCGCUGCGGGAGCGCGCAUUGGGGGCCUGUCCCUACGCAAUGGAAAGGGGGCGCGCCCGACUUAAAGCAGCGCGCUGUCUAGUGUUGAUGUGUCGCAGAUUUUAAAAGUGAGCCAGGCAGGAGGCGUGAGUUUGCCGUGCGGGAAGCGAAGACUCUCGGGUGGAAAACUACCACCCGGACCAUCACGCAGCGGACUCGGACACACUUUGAAGGCUUUCCCUCCCCGUCCUGCUGCAACUGUUCCGCCCGUGCGCCUCGACAACAACAAGCGGAGAUCCAGUUGAGUCCUGUUUGGAACGUGCGUGGCUGCACGAGGACAUGGAGCUGUCAUCAAUAGGAGACCAAGUGUUUGCAGUUGAGAGCAUAACGAAGAAAAGAGUGAGAAAGGGAACUGUGGAGUAUCUACUGAAGUGGCAGGGAUGGCCCCCAAAGUACAGCACUUGGGAGCCAGAGGACAACAUUCUGGACCCCCGGCUGGUUCUGGCCUACGAGGAGAAUCAGGAGAAGGUCAGAGCUCUGGCGUAUCGCAGGAAAGGUCUCAGACCCCGGAGGCUCCUGCUGCGGAGCGUUUUCCCUAUGGACCUCCGCAGCGCUCACAAGAUGCCAGACAAGCCCCCGCCCCGCUUGCGUCUCUCCCUCACGCGGUCCACGAGCACGGACGUGGAGCAGGUGUACCGCCGCACAGUUGGGAGGAGGAACAGACUGAGGGUGAGGAGCAUGGGCCACGUGCGCUCUUCCAGCCAGCAUAAGAGGAAGAAGUUGGUGCAGGUGGAGGAGGACUGGGGCGGCACCAGCGAAGACGACAAGCCGGAGUCUGAAGGCACCAUCGAGGAGAGAUGUGAAGACAGCUCAUACGGUCAGUCUGAAUGCAGCUCGCCUCUCCUGAUGGAGCGACAGGAUUUGGACAUGGAGGUGGAGGAGAAGAUAAACGUCCCUCCAGCUGCAGAUAGCACAGAAACAUGGACAGAAAGAGCAGAAGAAGCACACCAGAGACAAACCUCAGUUUGCUGCCAGCUGACAGACGUUCAGGAAAGCUUGUCAGCUUUUGAGGCUCCUCCAGAAGUUUUUGAGGGGUCAGAUUGGGACGUCUGCGAGAAAGAGGCGGAGCGUCCCAAAGAAAAGAGCAGCUGCUGUGAGAGAAGCAACGCCACGUCGGUGAUAGUGAGAGUCCAGGCGACCGGCGUGCUACCAGGUGACGCCGCUGCUACCGAAUCAGAGAAAAAAGAAGCAAAAGGCGACAAUCAGAGUGUUGCCACGACAACAACAGAUGGCGCCACUGGGAAGGUAAUCGUGACACAGGUGACGGUUAACAGCCUGACAGUGACUUUUACUGAAGCUGCAGAGGCUGAAGGCUUCUUUAAGGGCUUUGUUGGCUGAAACGGAGAUCCAGAGUAACCAUAAAUCCACUUCCCGCUCGUGUUGGAUGUGUAAAUAACCCUGUAUGUAAGGUAACUCCACAUGUUUACAAAACCACACUCUUCCAAACAUAAUUUUAUUGCCUUUGAAUUAAAUAAAUGAGUGGUAAUUUUAGUAUUGUGGCUCAUGAAUUAGAGGUAAUAAAAAGCCUGAAGUCUCUCCAGUUAUCCAUUGCCAUCCAGCAGACUUGAUGCAUCUCGGUGGCGGGUUAGAAGCCACGGGGUUUUACUGAGAACAGGCCGCAGCAGCCUGAAACAUUGCUGUUAACUACUUUGAUGCAGCUACUUCUACUUUCCAGUUGCCGUCAGUGCUUUCCAGCAGGACGUCUGUCUCGCAGUCAGAUUUGUUCUUGGGGCACGUUUCAGUCGCUCCUUUUUUCUUACUGAUUCAACCCAUUUUUGUAAAGACCUCCAUCUUUUUUUAUUUGGCACAAAGCCGAGCGCAUGCCCUGUCUGUGCCCAGCGUGCAUCUGUCCCGCCGCUUUGUUGGACGGGUUUAUUUCAGUCACAAAAGGAACCCGACUGAAGGAUUAACGCCUGCCGCUUACAUCUGCUUCUGCGGGGUGGAUGGAGGAAAAAGAUUUAAAAAAGAUGAGUGCACAGUGUUUUGCUGUCUAUCUGUGCUUUAACUUUUGGAGUUUGAAAUUCUUUCUGGUUCUAUUUUUGUAUUACCAGUUGAUAGUCUGCUCUUUUCAGUGUCCUUUGCAAAUAUCAAAAGAGGAGAACCAGAUUAGAACGCUGCUUUGAUGCUGUGUAGAUAAGUGUGCACAUGGAAGCAAACGUAGUGAUUUAUUAUUUAUUGCAUGUCACUUGUAUAAGCUAAACUAACUUAUGUGUCUCCAGCAAAGACGGAUUGUCAAUCAUGUCUUUCCUUUAUUGAAUAAAGUAAAUAUACUUUGACUGUAUUUUCAAUAAAUGCACACUAAAGUAAA